Microbotryum saponariae is the source of this 1466-nucleotide messenger RNA. The record is from the annotation of a GenBank genome assembly. Lineage: Eukaryota; Fungi; Basidiomycota; Microbotryomycetes; Microbotryales; Microbotryaceae.
AUGCAACUCUUCACUUUCCUCAUCGCCGCCGCGCCCGCACUCACUUCCUUCGUCUCGGCCUCGGCGCUGACCGCGGACGAGACGGCCGUUGAGAAGCGCAACCUCUACAAGUACUGCUGCAACGGCAAGCUUUGGAAGCGUGACGAUGCCGAGUCGCUCGAAAAGCGUACCUUCUGCCUUCGCAAGCGAAACCUCUGGAUCUACAAAUGCCCGGCAACGCCGCCGUGCAACCCUCUCACCUGCCCGAAACCUCCUAACUCGCUGCCGCUCUGCACCGACAACCAGUGCGACUUCAAGUGCCUCGGCGGCACCAUCAAGGUCGGCUCUUCCUGCGUGAAGCGGUGAGUAUUUUUUUUGCGUCUCGGCGUCUGCUCCCCUUCAAGGGCAUGAUGGCUGAUGCUGUGGUGCGCGCGGUUUGCAUUUUCACCCCCCUUGUCCAGCUGCUCGCUGAAGUCGUGCCCGGCCGUCGCCAACGCUACUCCGGUGUGCAAGGACGACCAAUCGUGCGAUUUCAACUGCAACUCGGGCUUCAACGAGGUCGACGGCAAAUGCGUUCCCGCCUGUGACCCCACCAAGUGCCCCGUCGUCGCCAACGCCACUCCGGUGUGCAACGACGACCAAUCUUGCGACUUCAACUGCAACUCGGGCUUCAACGAGGUCGACGGCAAGUGCGUUCCUAAUUGCGACCCCACCAAGUGCCCCGUCGUCGCCAACUCGCAGUCGAUCUGCACGAGCUCUGGUGACUGCGACUUCAACUGCAACUCGGGCUUCAGCGAGGUCAAUGGCAAGUGCGUCCCCGAUACCCCUACUUGCGAUGUCACCAAGUGCCCCAACUGCCCCAACGGCAACGGCACCCCUAUCUGCAACAGCGCUGGCAAGUGCGACUUGAAGUGCAACCCUGGUUACAAGAACGUCGACGGCAGCUGUGUGCCUAUUCCGUAAGUCUUUCGUUGACAUCUUCCUUUGACGCUCUGGUAGCUGUUCCCGCUGCGGUGAAACUGACCUCUGCGAUUGCUCGUCCGUUUACGCAGCGCCACCUGCACGAAGAAAUCGGUCGCUUUCUACGACAACUUCCAGUCGACGGCGGACGGCGAUUCGGCCGUCACGGUCGCCUCGAUCGAUGCCUGCGCCGCCUACUGCAUGACCAAGAACUGCGCCUCGUUCGACUUCUGGGAUGGCAACCAGUGCGGUAUCCAGAUUGGUGGUGGUGGAUUCGAUGGCUUCCAGUACUCGCCCGGAGUCGUCCACGGUGUUCCCGGCCAAUGCUCCGACUACACCAACAAGUGCCCCGAGAAGGUCGCCGUCAAGGCUUGCUACAACAAGUCGGUCUGGUAAGUUGAGCUCCGUAUAUUCCACUCGUCUCCCCCUUGAAACCUUGAAGUCUGACUUUAUUCGCUCGUCUGCACGCUUACAGCCCGUCGACCUCGGCGCGUCUCCGCCGCUCUCACCCGGCCCGCGAGCACUGA